AUGGUCUGGCUCAUCAAUAAUGAGUUGGAUUACGAUAGAGCUAAAGCGGUGGUGUACAUAGCCCGUGAGCCGAGGGACGUGGUAGUCUCAUACUACUAUCAUAAUAAAUUAACGAGGUUUAUUAACGAUGAACCCGACUUUAAAUCAUUUUGGAACCUUUUCAAGGACUCUGAAGUAAUUUGGUCACCGUUUUUCCCACACGUUCAGGAGGCUUGGGAGAAGCGUAAUAAUCCCAAUUUGUUGUUUUUAUUCUACGAAGAUCUUCUGAAGGACCUUCGAGGCAAUGUGCAGCGUGUUGCAGAGUUCUUCGGUAAAUCACUGACAAGCGAACAAUUAAAUGAAUUGUCCGAACAUUUGACUUUUGACAAUUUCAAGAAGAACAAGGCAGUCAACCUCGAAGGCAUGAAUAAAAUCGGUGUAUUUACUAAAGAUGGCGCUUUUAUAAGACAAGGUAAGUCCGGCACUUGGCGAGACCACUUUGAUCCUGAAAUGACUUUAGAAGCAGAUCGUUGGAUCAGUGAAAAUCUACAAAACACGGACCUGCGCUUUCCAAACAUGGAAAGUUGAAGAUACAUAAUAUACCUAACCAGAAUAUUUAUUAAUAAUAAGUAAUCUGAAGAUUUACUGGAUUCUGCGCAAUUUACAAAUCAAAAAUAUUUUUUCACUGACUGGCAAAUAAACUAACCGUAAAGAUAAAACAAUAACAGAACUUACUUAAAAUAAAUAUUUAGUAUAAAAU
Messenger RNA from Leptidea sinapis, 739 nucleotides. RefSeq names its product luciferin sulfotransferase-like. The coding region runs from base 1 to 567 and encodes 188 amino acids. Lineage: Eukaryota; Metazoa; Arthropoda; Insecta; Lepidoptera; Pieridae. The record is from RefSeq and is a predicted model, not a curated record. Gene Ontology annotation, biological process: sulfation. Gene Ontology annotation, molecular function: sulfotransferase activity. The transcript has 5 exons. Gene Ontology annotation, cellular component: cytoplasm.